ACCGCUUGCGCUCAGCAAUGUUUUGUGUAGAUUCUGUUUUUCUAAUAAUAUUUACAUUUAAUAAUUAAUUGACUAAGAAUAUUGAGUGUACAUAUAUACAAAAUUAUUUUCUAUACUAUAGAAAAUGGAAGUGACCCGAAAGAAUUUUAAAGAGUCUCUGCCUAUGGUGGCAGCCUCUAUAGAGAAAGCAGACUUUCUGGUAAUAGAUGCGGAAUUCACAGGAUUGAUAAACGGCCGCGAUGUAUCGGUAUUUGAUUUGCCGCAAGAGUAUUACUUGACUCUACUGAACGGUUCUACAGAAUUUCUUCUUAUUCAGUAUGGAUUAUGCGCUUUCUAUUGGGAUGAUAAAGAAGAACAUUACAUGAACGAUGCUUACAACUUCUAUUUAUUUCCGCGAAGUCGCCCAGGGCCUGAGAAAAUGUUUCUCUGCCAAAGCUCCAGUUUGGAUUUCCUUGCAUCGCAAGGAUUUGAUUUUAACAAACUGAUCAGAGAAGGUAUAUCAUACAUGACGGAACCAACAGAGACAAGACUUAGGGAAGUCUUAAUAGAGCGGCAGAAGUCAUAUUCCAAUGAAAAGGGAACUAUAAUAAUACCUGAGGAACAUAAAUCUCAAAUUGAAGAUAUAUGCAAGAAGGUCCAGGACUUUCUCAACAGCGAUAAAACUGAGGAGAUGGAAAUCGAUCGCUGCAACGCUUUCAUGCGGCGGCUGCUCUUCCAGGAGUUGGGAGCGAGGUUCAAGGAAGAAGUGUUUGUGGAGACGAAAGUACUGGAGAAUAAGGAUAGGGUGUUAAAAGUGACGCGUCUCUCGUCGGCGGACGACAGGAGGAGUCGCGAUGUAGAGAAGAAAGAAAAAGAGUGGGAAGAGUUUGAGGAUGCUGUCGGCUUCUCUAAAGUAGCGAGGAUGAUCAGUCAGUCGGGAAAGCUUGUGAUCGGCCAUAACAUGCUGUUAGACUUGUUGCACACGUUGAACCAUUUCUUUCAACCGUUGCCGUCAGACUAUGCUUCGUUCAAGGAGUUUGCUCACUGCAUGUUUCCCAGGUUACUAGACACAAAGUACAUGUCGAGCCUCCCACCUUUCAAAGACAAAGUGAACUCCAGUGUGCUCCAACAUCUGUUGGCAACAUUAUCUGAACCACCGUUUGCGCUGCCUAAAAUUACGUCCCUCGACGGGCGCGGCUACGAGCACCUCGCGGACAAGCAGCACGAGGCGGGCUACGACGCGUACAUCACCGGCGUGUGCUUCCUGGCGAUGCACGCGCACCUGGCGCGCAUGCGCGGCGAGCGGCGUUGCCGCAUCGCGCCCGACGCCGCGCUGCUCAAGCCCUUCCUCAACAAGCUGUUCCUCGCCAAGACGGCGCACCAGGAGUCGCCCUACAUCAACCUGACGGGCGCCGACCCGUCCCCGUCCCGCGAGCACGUGUUCCACAUCACAUUCCCGAGGGAGUGGCAGAGAUCGGAUCUCAAUCAGCUAUUCAGUGUCUAUGGACAAAUAACACUACAGUUCCUCGACGACACCACUGCAUUAGUGGCUUUAUCCCGGCGUGACUUGGCCAAGACGGUCAUGAGAGCGUUCGCUAGUAACAAGAACAUUCUAUUGGUGCCGUACUCUAAAUAUAAGGGCUUUGUUAACAGGGCGCACACUUCCCUCCCGCGCCAGAAGUCGCUCGAGCGCCGCGACGAAACAACUGACGCGUACGUCAAAGUGAACACACCUGACGCCGCCCAGCAGAGUCAAGCAGACUCGUCUCAAGCCACGGAGUCGCCGGUGAAGAGAACUCGCUCCAGCAGUUUCAACUCGCCGACAAAACAGCCGGCGACCACUCGCAAACGCACUUCUUCAGGCGUGUUUCAGGUUGAGGAGGCGGAACCGCCUCCAAAGAAACCAGAGCACGCUCGAGCGGAUUCCGAAAUUUCCAAAAAACCAGAAGUAAGAACCAAUGGUCGGCGGAAAACUCCGGAAAACGAAAAGGAAAAGGCAAAAGAAAAGGCAAAAGAAAAGCGCAAUGAGAAGAAAGAAAAAGAUUUACAGGAUACAGAGAAAAGGAAAGAAACAGUGAUAGAAAGAUUUGACAGUGAAAGUAAGACUCAAUGUGUGUCGGCUUUUAAGGAAAGUGAUAGUUGGGACUAAGAAAUAAAUUGAUGUGAAUAA
Messenger RNA from Colias croceus (clouded yellow), 2149 nucleotides. RefSeq names its product poly(A)-specific ribonuclease PARN-like (gene Parn). Gene Ontology annotation, molecular function: RNA binding; metal ion binding; poly(A)-specific ribonuclease activity. The coding region runs from base 125 to 2128 and encodes 667 amino acids. Gene Ontology annotation, cellular component: nucleus; cytoplasm. The record is from RefSeq and is a predicted model, not a curated record. Lineage: Eukaryota; Metazoa; Arthropoda; Insecta; Lepidoptera; Pieridae. Gene Ontology annotation, biological process: nuclear-transcribed mRNA poly(A) tail shortening. The transcript has 14 exons.